Messenger RNA from Lolium perenne, 1102 nucleotides. RefSeq lists its product as uncharacterized. Gene Ontology annotation, biological process: regulation of DNA-templated transcription. Gene Ontology annotation, molecular function: sequence-specific DNA binding; DNA-binding transcription factor activity. Lineage: Eukaryota; Viridiplantae; Streptophyta; Magnoliopsida; Poales; Poaceae. The record is from RefSeq and is a predicted model, not a curated record.
UAGGUGGCUAGCUACCUCCCCAUCUCCUUCUCCAUUUCCCACAUACCUGCUGCUAGCUUCUUCGCGCGACCUAGCUAGCUUUUUAUUAUCUCAUCAUCCCAGUACAAAUCAGGACGAGAUUAGAUAGACAGAGCCGGCCGGGAAGACCCAAUGGCGUCGCCGCGGCCGAAGGGAGAGUCGUUUGACUUCGAGGAAGCCAUGGGAUCUGCCUCCGCGUCCUACAGCUCCGCGGGAGGCGUCUUUGGCCUCUCCCCGCCGGAGUCCUCGCCACGCGACAGCCGGAAGAGAAGGAAAGACAGACCUUCAUGGGUCAAACAUACCUUCACACCUCAUUUUGACGGUCACUUGUGGAGAAAGUACGGCCAGAAAAAUAUCAAGGACUCUGCCUUCCCCAGGCUGUACUACAGAUGCUCUUACCGUGAAGACAAGCAAUGCCUUGCCUCGAAGCUGGUCCAACAAGAGAACAACGACGAUCCACCGCUAUUCAGGGUCACCUACACGUACGAGCACACGUGCAACGCCGCGCCCGUCCCAACGCCCGAUGUCGUGGCUGAGCUGCCGGCGCCCACCGCUGAUUCGCACUUCCUCAGGUUCGAUUCCACCUGCGCCAGGAACGGAGGUAGGCACCGGAUGGAGCAGCAACGGCAGUACCAGCAGCCUAUGGCGCCUGGGUGGCCGUCAUUGAUGCUCAGCUUUGAUUCCAACAGCCAGCCGCACACGCAUCAUGCGGCCUUCCCUUCCGAGCUGCCGCAGGUGGCGUCGACGUCGACGCCAUUCUCGACGACGGACGGCAUGUUGCAGGCACCUCCGCUGCCGUCCACGUCGAUGACGACCGACGGCGGAGGUGACAGGUUCUCGACGUGGGAAUCGUUGAAAUACGGUCUGAAUGACCAUUUGCACUUCGGCGACAACGGGUAUCUCCCUGACGAUGGUAAUGAUGACAAUUACUGACUGUUACUGCGUUGCUCUUACGUCACAAGCAUAAGUAAACUGUCAUUAUUUGGCCUGGAAUCAAGUAAAGUUCAUACAUAUUCUUCGUGGAGGACAUGCAGAUCGAUGUUUUAUAUACUUGCUCAUUUUAGCUGAAGUGUCACUUCACUAC